Molecule: messenger RNA, 1125 nt
Organism: Malassezia pachydermatis
Lineage: Eukaryota; Fungi; Basidiomycota; Malasseziomycetes; Malasseziales; Malasseziaceae
Product: cysteine synthase
Exons: 1
Coding region: 1-1125 (374 amino acids)
Cellular component (GO): cytoplasm
Molecular function (GO): cysteine synthase activity
Source: RefSeq, a predicted model, not a curated record
AUGCUUCGUACAACGCUGCCUCGAGUCUUGACCCGCGCUGCAGCUGUGCCAUCCUCGCGCGUAGCUGCACGCUCGUUUGCCAGUGCCGCACUGGAUGGCCCUGUGUCGGGCUUCUGUGGUGCUGUCGGCAACACGCCGUUGAUCCGUAUUAACUCGCUGAGCAAAGAGACGGGUUGUGACAUUUACGGCAAGGCCGAAUUCAUGGCGCCGGGUGGUAGUGUAAAGGACCGUGCUGCGCUUUACAUUGUGCUGGACGCAGAGAAAAAGGGUCUGAUCAAGCCUGGUGGCACAGUCGUGGAAGGCACGGCUGGCAACACGGGUAUUGGCCUUGCCCACGUAUGCCGUGCUCGUGGCUACAAGUGUGUCAUCUACAUGCCCAACACACAGUCGGAAGAGAAGAUCAACUUGCUUCGUAUGUUGGGCGCUGAGGUGUACCCUGUGCCUGCCGUGCCAUUUGACAACCCAGAAAACUACAACCACCAAGCGAAGCGCCAUGCGGAGAGUCUCGACAAUGCCGUGUGGACGAACCAGUUCGACAAUGUAGCCAACCGUGAGGCACACAUUCUCACGACGGGUCCGGAGAUCUGGGAGCAGACACGGGAUACGGGUCUGGAUGGCUUUAUUUGUGCCACUGGUACGGGUGGUACGUUGGCCGGUAUUACCAACUACCUCAAGGCUCAGUCGAAUGGUGAGGUGCAGUGCUGGCUAGCUGACCCGCCUGGCUCGGUGCUGCAUGCCUACGUGCAGUCGAAGUGCGAGCGACUGGAGCGUACUGGUACAGGCUCGAUUACCGAGGGCAUUGGCCAAGGCCGUCUGACGUCGAACCUGCGCCCUGAUAUCCAUUUGAUCGACAACAGUCUGCAUAUCGAGGACGAGGCUAGCAUCGAGAUGGUGUACCGCAUGCUCGACGAAGAAGGUUUGUACAUUGGUGCUUCUUCGGCGCUGAAUGUAGUGGCGGCGAAGCGCAUGGCUGAGAAGCUCGGGAAGGGCAGCAAGGUCGUCACCAUCCUCUGUGAUGGUGCUGCACGCUACCAGACCCGUCUGUUCAGCCGCUCGUGGCUGGAAAGCAAGUCGCUCUUGACAGCGAUCCCAGAGCGUCUGCAUAAGUACAUUGUCUUGCCGUAA